This is a messenger RNA of Oryzias melastigma (Indian medaka), 4408 nucleotides long. RefSeq names its product KN motif and ankyrin repeat domains 1a (gene kank1a). Gene Ontology annotation, molecular function: protein binding. The coding region runs from base 328 to 4017 and encodes 1229 amino acids. NCBI's taxonomy places the organism in Eukaryota, Metazoa, Chordata, Actinopteri, Beloniformes, Adrianichthyidae. The record is from RefSeq and is a predicted model, not a curated record. Gene Ontology annotation, cellular component: cytoplasm; cytoskeleton. Gene Ontology annotation, biological process: negative regulation of actin filament polymerization. The transcript is spliced from 12 exons.
ACCUGUGGCGCCGACCUUCCUAAGAGAAGCCGCGUGGGCCGGGCUUCACUGCGCAUGAGCAAGACCGCUGGUGUCCUGCUGCGGUGUUUAAAGCGGCUGCGUGCGGGACGGACGGCGCAUGCAGCGAUAAGUUGCGGGAUUCCGGCAGAAGUUGGUGCUCGGUGAAGUUGGCGGGCCGUGAACGCGCCCUCUUCCCGGUCUGUAGAAGAGGAAGCCCGGGGAGAGACCGGGGCCGUCGGCGUCCGGGUCGCGUGCUGACCCGGACUCGAUGCACGGCGGCUGCAUGACUGCAGAGCGUCUGCAGGGACCCAGAGCGCAGCCGCAGCCAUGGCCCAGACCGCGCAGGGGAAAGGCAGCAGCCCAGGAGCGGCGAGCGGCGGCGGCGAGGAGGAGAAGGACUCCUACUACGUGGAAACUCCUUACGGUUAUCAGCUAGACCUGGACUUCCUGAAAUAUGUGGAGGACAUCGAGAGGGGCAACACCAUCAAGAAACUGAGCAUCCAGAGGAAGCCGCGAGCGUCCCGGACCCCCCCGGGCCCCCGGGGCGCCCCCCGGGCUGAAUGGACCUCCACCGACUCGCUGUCCUCCUCCAACAGCGAUGACAAGCAGUCCCCGCUCCCCUUCCCUUCCAGACCGGCGGACGGCCCCCCUCUGACCCCCACGCUCUCCAGAGCGACCUGCGACGCCCCCUUCCACCAGCUCCCGCCGGGCGCCGUGGAGCAGAGGCUCCUCCCACCGCCCUCGCCCAGGUUCACUCCUCGCCACAACUCACAGGUGGAGAAGACGCUGAUGGAGACGCGCCGGCGGCUGGAGCAGGAGCGUCUGCUCCUGCAGCCGCACACGGAGGCUCUGAUGCCCCGCCGCCGCCUCGCCAGCUUUGGCGGCGUGGGCUCCAGCAGCUCGCUGUCGUCGUAUUCGGGGUCGGUGGGUCCGAGUCAGGCCCCGCCCACCAACGGACACCUGUCCAACGGAGAUUAUGGCGCCUACUUCCCGCCGUCUGUGGGCAGCUCCAUCCGCCACAGCCCCCUGAGCUCGGGCGUGGCCACGCCCGUCACCAACGUCAGCCCGCUGCACCUGCAGCAGAUCCGGGAGCAGAUGGUGGUGGCGCUGCGGCGGCUGAAGGAGCUGGAGGAGCAGGUGAAGACCAUCCCCAUCCUGCAGGUCAAGAUCGCCGUCCUGCAGGAGGAGAAGCGCCAGCUGGCGGCUCAGGCCAAAAGCCCCGCCCCUACUGGCUUCCGGAAGCGCUCCUACAGCGUGGGCAGCGCCGCUCAGAUGGAGAACGCCGCUGGCUAUAAGGAGGCGGAGCUUCACAUCAUGGAGCCCGAAGCCCAGGAGCAGCUGGACGAGCUCCGGCGUCUGACCGCUGAGGUCCAGGCUCUGGAGAAGACCACCAAGAGGAGCGGCGGGACUGAAGCCACGCUCCCACUCGAGGCUGUGGGCGGGGCUACAGACACGCAGCUGAAGGAAACACCUGAGCGGACUUGUCGGGAUGUGGGCGUGUCGACGGAGCGGCUGCAGACGCAGAGUCUGGGUGUGGGCGUGACGGAGGCCAUGCUGGGCGUGACCAGCGAGGCGGAGACGGAGAUCGAGCUCCAGCAACAAACCAUCGACGCUCUGAAGGACAAGAUCUACCGGCUGGAGGUGCAGCUGAAGGAGACCACGCACCAGAUGGAGAUGGGGAAGCUGAAGCUGGAGCUCCACGCCGCGGGGGGGUCGACCAGGAAGAAGGCCGACAAAGGUCUGAUGGUCCGGCCCGAGGUGUACAGCGUCUGCGUGGAGGCCAAAGUCCAGCUGCGCAGCCAGGGGGUGGGCGGCGACCUGCAGCUGGCCAAAGACCCAGAGACCCCGGCCGUUGGCGGGGCCCGCCUGCCCAGCACGCAGACGGUUUCUGCAGGCCCGCAGACCCCCAUGGACCAGUGGGUGGUGCGAGAGCGGGUGCAGGUGCAUGACAAGUGCGUCGGGAGGCGGGUGGAGACCUGCCACCAGCUGGUGGGGGCGGAGCUCAGUGUCUGUGAGGUGGGCGUGAACACGGAGGCGGAGUCCCGCUCUGUCGGCUGCGGGGACGGCCUGGUGGAGAUUCCCGUGAAGACGUUUGUGUCGCGAGGAACGGAGGCGGUUCCUGUCGGGAGGACGGACUCAGCCGUCAUGGCUGCCCCGCGGUCGGCCAGUCAGCAGACCAACACCGAGACCCAGGUCGCCGCCAAGUCCACCAACACCAACACGCCGGCUCUGACCGACUCCUCCACGGACACGCCGCUCUCGACCUGCGACAAGCACACCAACACCCCCCCGACCGAGACCAGGACCGUCGCCGCGGGGGAGGGACUCGUCAAAGACUCACUCAGCACCGCCAAAAUGCGCUCGGUCGCCGUGGGAACCGUCUCAGACGCUCCCGCUAACCCCCCCUCCGCUAAAACCAAAGAGUGUGGGGUGGGGCCGCUGAGCAUCAGCGACAACUUCCUGAUCGGUUUGAAGACCAGGAGCAUCGCGUGUGGCUCCGCCUCCCCCGUGGAGCCGGCGAAGAGCGAGGCCGCGGCGCCGCUCGGCGGCGUGGGGCUGGACCAUUACAUCGAACGGGUGCAGAAGCUGCUGCAGGAGCAGCAGGAACUGCUGGCGGAGAACUACAGCGAGCUGGCGGAGGCCUUCGGACAGCCGCACCUGCAGUUCGAGUCCCUGAACAGCCAGCUGGCCAGCACGCUGUCCUCCAUCAACUCCGUCAUAAAGUACGGCAACGCCGAGGACAUCCUGAAGCUGCAGGCCGACCCCGGCUCAGAGGGCGCUCUGCUGCUGUCCGCCCUGCAGACGGACUCGUCGGCGGUCCAGACGGCGGCGGACGCCUCCCCCCAGCAGCAGAUGAGUGCUGCUGAGCAGAAGAGGUGCAUGGACCUGCAGAUGUCCACGGCGCUUCACGGACAGCCGUCUGCUCACAACACGCUCAAGUCCAUUAUGAAGAAGAAAGACGGCCGACCCGAGUCCAACGGAACCAAGAAGAACCUGCAGUUUGUGGGCGUGAACGGAGGGUACGAAACUACGUCCAGCGACGAGUCCAGCUCGGACGACAGCAGCUCCUCUGGGUCUGACGAUGAGGAGGGAGACGAGGAGGAGGAGGAGACGGUUGGAGGAAAGGGGGAGGAGCUCCAGACUGAGGGAGGAGAGGAGGAGGAGCAGAAGGAGGACGAGGAGCGUUCUGAGAAGAAGGAGAGCUAUGAGCUCAGCGAGAAGAUGGCGGCGGCGUGCGGCGUGCUGAGAGCCCACCUGGACGACCCGAACGCUGUGAGCGGUAAAGAACUGAGGGCCUGCAUCAACACGCUGCAGCACGAGUGGUUCCGCGUCUCCAGCCAGAAGGCGGCGCUCUCCGUCAUGGUGGACGACUUCCUCAGGCAGUUCCAGGCCGUCUCGCCGGCCGUGCUGCGCUACAUCGUCAACAUGGCGGACGGCAACGGCAACACGGCGCUGCACUACAGCGUGUCGCACUCCAACUUCCAGGUGGUGAAGAAGCUGCUGGACGCAGACGUGUGUAACGUCAACCAGCAGAACAAGGCGGGCUACACGCCCAUCAUGCUCGCCGCGCUCGCAGCCGUGGAGACGCCCAAAGACAUGAGCGUGGUGGAGGAGCUGUUCGGAAAGGGAGACGUCAACGCCCGAGCCAGCCAGGCGGGUCAGACGGGGCUCAUGCUGGCGGUCAGUCACGGCAGGAUGGACAUGGUCCGGGCGCUGCUGGCCCACGGCGCCGACGUGAACGUCCAGGACGACGAGGGCUCCACAGCGCUGAUGUGCGCCAGCGAGCACGGACACGUGGAGAUCGUCAAGCUGCUGCUGGCUCAGCCCGGAUGCGACGCCACGCUCAGCGACGGCGACGGGAGCAGCGCUCUGUCCAUCGCUCUGGAGGCGGGGCAUAAGGACAUCGCCGUGCUGCUUUAUGCUCACGUCAACUUCUCCAAAGCUCAGUCCCCGGGAACGCCACGGCUCAGCAGGAAGACGUCGCCGAGCCCCACCCGGCGGAGCGUCUUUGAUUAGCCCCGCCCCCUCCACCGCUGCUUUCGUCUGCCUCAAUCCACCAAUGAGAUUCCAGCAGAUGUUUGCCCAAAGUGUCCUUCAGGCGUCUGCGGCCGUGGAGAUGCAGAUCCUCCUUUUCUACCUUCAGUCUGUUGACCAAUCAGCUUUCUGCCCCCCCUCCCCCAACUCUGUAUGUAAAGAGAAUCUCAGUAUUUGUCUCAUUAAUCCAUGAAGUUGAAUAUUUAUCAGAGUCUAGUUUGAACGCAGAGAUCCUUUCUUUGUACAGAUGCUGCUCUCUGUCUGCUCUCUGUAAAAUACGCCGUCUGUCUGAAGUUCUAGAAGGUUCUGCUGUCUGUCUGAAGUGCCUUCACUUUGCUUUGUAUCAAUAAACUCUAUUAAAGUCUAAAUCUGA